AUGCAGCACCUGAAAUAUUUUUCGAACCACAAAGGCUAUUAUCGUUCUAUUGCGAUGUGUGCUUCGGAAGAAGGCGAUAUUAUAUCUCAGCAGGUCGAGGCUCUAGGUUACCGUCCCUUUCAAUGGUGGGGACUGCGGGAGGCGCGCCAUCAAUACUUGGGUGGAGAAGGCCGACCUGUAGUGGGCCGGGAUAUUUUUCAACCCCUUAAGAAUCGAUUUCAACUAAUUUUACAGGACCAUCGUGGGAAAAUCUUGUGGAAAAAUAUGGCCCAGAUGAGAUUAUGGCUUUAUUGUCUACGCUACACCCAAUGUUUGGUAGUCAUAGCUGAAAAGAUACCCACCGCGUCUAUGAUGGCGGCAUCGGAAUGA
Messenger RNA from Penicillium atrosanguineum, 369 nucleotides. RefSeq lists its product as uncharacterized. The transcript is spliced from 2 exons. Bases 1 to 369 code for a protein of 122 amino acids. Lineage: Eukaryota; Fungi; Ascomycota; Eurotiomycetes; Eurotiales; Aspergillaceae. The record is from RefSeq and is a predicted model, not a curated record.